This is a messenger RNA of Ruditapes philippinarum (Manila clam), 2719 nucleotides long. RefSeq names its product F-box/WD repeat-containing protein 8-like. The record is from RefSeq and is a predicted model, not a curated record. NCBI's taxonomy places the organism in Eukaryota, Metazoa, Mollusca, Bivalvia, Venerida, Veneridae. The transcript is spliced from 11 exons. Gene Ontology annotation, cellular component: preribosome, large subunit precursor. Bases 127 to 2106 code for a protein of 659 amino acids. Gene Ontology annotation, molecular function: protein binding.
GCUUAUGAGAAAAAGAGAAUUUGCAAGCGUUUGUUGUAUACAGACUUUCUCUUUAAUAAAAAUAAAUAAACAUGGUUAAAACGCUAGAAUUAAGACGUUUUCUGCACGAUUCUGACAACUUUAAACAUGAAUGCUGAUGAACAGUUAGAUACAUUUAGAAGACAAUGGGGAAAAGAACUAAAACAUAAAGAUAUUCCUACACAAAACGAUGGGAAUGGGCCUGUCAGGCCCAGUGUUCAUAACACAGCCUGGCAUGAGAAUAAAAGUCAAAACUUAGAAACAGAAUCAUGCAAAAAUUUGAUCAAGAAUGAUUUGCAUGGAGCAGGGACAAGCAGCCUUUAUUAUCCAUUUCAAAUUGCUGGAAAAUUAUUACACAGUAACAAUGGGAAUGUGUUUGAACUUGACAAAUCAGUAGAGAAUAAUUCAACACAGAAUAUCAACAGUGAAAUUAAAAGACAGAACAACAAAAGGCAAAAGUUGACAAAACUAGAAGAUAUAUUUGUAGAAAAAACAAAUAGAGAAAUUACAACUGAAAGACUUCUUGACAAGCUGAUAUCUGAUAUUGAUGAAAUCACUGAGAUACCAUUUUUCGAUAUUGACUUACCAAGAGAGGUGGCAGUGAAGAUUUUCCAGUUCCUUGAUAUAAAAGAUUUGUGUAGCUGUGCACAGGUCAGUAAGAGUUGGUGUAGCCUGGCUGAGGAUGAACUGUUAUGGUGUAGACUAUGUCACAGAUUAGGCCAGGAGAAAGUUUACACAACACGGGAGAAAAGCAACUGGAAACAAAUUGUCCGGCAUAAUGUGGAACGGCAGAGAACCCUUGUAUCUAACUGGAAGAAUAGAACAGGUAAAGUGUUACCUCUAGAGCAUGUGAAAGGGAAGAUUCUAAGUGCCGUCCAUUCAUGUGGUGAUAUUGUUGUUGCAGGGUACACGUCUGGUGAUGUAAAGCUUUGGAACUUGUCAGACGGGGAUAGUUGUGUGUUCCAGCCAUCGUCUACCUCUUUACUUGUAGAUCCCGGUGAUGGCGGUCUUCACGAGAAUAUUGUAAACAGUGUUUGUACCUCAGAUAAUAUCGUUGUAGCAGCUUAUAGUCAGGGAAAUGUUGAUAUUUGGAGUUUAGAGUUUGGUACACAGCCAUUCCAAAACUUUAUACCAACAACCGGGAACAAGUAUUGCCCAAAGAUCUGUUUGUCAGCUGAUGGGACAACAAUCUCUGCCAGUUAUGGCCCUUACGUUGAUGUUCUUCAUAGGGAUAAAAAGGAGGAAGAAUUUAGUGUUGUGCAACAUUUUGAUUUUGGUAAUACAGUCCACAAUAUGAUGCUGUAUAAUGGGAACUCUGAUAUUCCUGCUGUGAUAUUCUCUAAAGAAUGCUCAGUCCAGCUUUACCAACCACAAUUACCAGGAACCAGGCAUAGUAGUCAUGUGACUGAUCAGGUGACUGAGAUACACAAUUUGAUUGGUGCUCCAAUAGAUGUCAUUGAUGUUAAAACUGACCAAUCAGUGUUGGGAGUUGCUCUAGGUUCUUAUGGUGGCUUGAUGGAUGGUUUUAAGGUUAGAAUAUAUGACAUGAAGACAUCAAGGUUACAACAGACAUUAGAGGGUCACACCUGGAUGAUUUCAUGUAUGAAUCUACAAGACAGUCCAGCACACCAACUGGUUACCGGCUCAGGGGAUAGGAAGUUGAGAGUUUAUGACUUGAGAACUAGCCAGCCUGAACAGACUUUGAUUGGUCAUUCGUUUAGAGUGUCCUGUGUUCAGAUGGACGAUUGGAAAGUGGUUUCUGGCUCCGAUGAUGGGUUCCUAUGUGUGUGGGAUAGAAGAAUGGCAACCAAACUGUGGGAAUGGCAUAAUAGGCAUCCAGUAAAAUACAGUAGAUUCCAUGACAAAACACUGAUUGUGGCAAAUAUCUCCUCCAAUAAAUUCCCAGAUAUUGAUGAUUAUGAUAACAUGGCCCAUAGGAGAUACAGAGGUACACUUAAUGCCUACAACUUCCUUGAAGAUCUCUCCACCAAAGAUGUUCCUGAGAUAUGCUUAUCAUCAUAUGACCAACCAGAUGCCUCUAAAUACAACAUAGCCUUGGCUGUGCCUUAUGACACACUCAAUUUUUGACACUCGUACAGUCAAAUUUCUGACAGUCACACAUGGUCACUUAGUUCCUGAGAUGCAGUCAAGUUCUGGCACUCACACACACACACUCAAUUUCUGAUACAAAGUCAUACACUCAAUUUCUGACACUCACAAAUAGCACUUAAUUUGUGAUAAACACUAGAUUUUUACUCACAUACUCAAUUUUGGCACUCAUCAUGCUCAACACUCACUCGGUCACUCUCUUGAUAUCUGACAUUCAAACUCUCACAUUCUGUCAGGGUGUAGAACUGCUCACUAAUUUGAGAGAGAAAAUGUGCAAGCUGUGGAACUGUAUUCUGAGUGUCCCAGAUCCAAAUGGGAUUGCACAUUUUUCACACCAUGUGACUUUGACAAGUUGUGCACUGGAUUUUACCUUCUAUGAAUAAAGAAUUCUAGAACGGUCAUCAAUUGUGAUUAUACUGGAAUGAAGCAGUCAACAGAAUGAAUAGAAAUACAUGAUGGGCUGCCUGGCACUAGACUCAUGUGUUAAUUAUUAGAGACUGCUAAACUGCAGGGUGAAGGCUGCUUUUUUCCUGUUACAGUCACUGUGUUAAAAGGUGACAAUGAUAAUAGUCAAAGCUUAUUGAUUCAGUAC